Peromyscus eremicus (cactus mouse) is the source of this 2964-nucleotide messenger RNA. It is a transcript of the gene Ammecr1l, whose product is annotated as AMMECR1 like. The record is from RefSeq and is a predicted model, not a curated record. The coding region runs from base 707 to 1861 and encodes 384 amino acids. NCBI's taxonomy places the organism in Eukaryota, Metazoa, Chordata, Mammalia, Rodentia, Cricetidae. The transcript has 8 exons.
CAGGCCUCCUCGGGCUGCGUGUCCCCGCCGAGGGCCAACGGGAUCGCGGGGCCGUGUGCCCAGGGUCUGGGUGGCCGCGGUCGUCCCCGGCCAAGGAGGCGAGGCAGCAGCUGGAGCCUCAGUGCCUGAACUCCCUCCAGGAAAACAGUCGGUGGAAAGUUUGGUGGUCUCCGGCGCCGCCUGGUGGCCCCCCACCCAGCGUCCCCUCCCCCGCUCGGCGUCUGGAUUCCACCCCCGCGGCCCGGACCCAGUUGCUCUACCCGUCGCCCUGUCGUUUCCCCAACUCCCCCAGCGCCCUGUACUCUCCUGUCCCACAUCCUCCUUUUCACCUUUUCCGUCUGCCUGUUCUACCCUCUUGUCUCAUCCUUUUCUUGCUUAACUCUUCACUCUCCUACUUUCCCCUCUUCUUUUUUCCUCCCGCUCCAUCUUCCACAUCUACUUGUAGACUCCCUUGCCUACUACCAUCCCUCCAUCUUUAGGGGUUUUAUGCCCUUCCUCGGAGCUGUGUGUUUUGUCCUUCAUUCCUUGCCCUCAUCUGACUCCUCUUUGCUCACUUAUUCCUCUGGGCCUAUCUGCUUUCAUGGCCCUCUCUUUGGAUUGAGUGGGUGGGGCCUGGAGUCUGCUUUGCAUAAAUCCUCUAGUACUGGGGAAGUGGGGAAGGUGGAAGAAAUUGUGAAGAGAUUUAUGCAAGACUGAGUAAGGAUGAAUGGCUCCACCAGCACUUACCAUCUCUUCCUGGCACACGAUGCCUUGUUCUCAGGGGCCUAGCAUGUUGUCAGGUCCUGGAAGAAGGAAUGGAAUUGGAAGAAAGAAGAUUCACUCCAGAGACAGAGUAGCUUCCCCUUCCUGUUGUAGUUGUCUCCUCUGGGAGUAUAAACUUUCUGCUUUCAGGUUCUGCAGCAUUCCAGAUCACGAACACCAAAUCAGGAUGGGAAAAAGACGUUGUGUUCCUCCCCUUGAGCCCAAGUUGGCAGCAGGCUGUUGUGGUGUCAAGAAGCCCAAACUAUCUGGAAGUGGAACACACAGUCACGGGAACCAGUCCACAACUGUUCCUGGCUCUAGUUCAGGACCUCUUCAAAACCACCAGCAUGUGGACAGCAGCAGUGGUCGGGAAAAUGUAUCGGACUUAACUCUGGGACCUGGAAACUCACCUAUCACACGAAUGAAUCCUGCAUCUGGAGCCCUGAGCCCUCUCCCUCGGCCCAAUGGAACUGCCAAUACCACUAAGAAUCUGGUGGUGACUGCAGAAAUGUGCUGCUACUGCUUUGAUGUACUCUACUGUCACCUCUAUGGCUUCCCACAGCCACGACUUCCUAGAUUCACCAAUGACCCCUAUCCUCUCUUUGUGACCUGGAAGACAGGGCGAGACAAGCGGCUUCGUGGCUGCAUUGGGACCUUCUCAGCCAUGAAUCUUCAUUCAGGACUCAGGGAAUACACGUUAACCAGUGCACUUAAGGACAGCCGAUUCCCCCCCCUGACCCGAGAGGAGCUGCCCAAACUUUUCUGUUCUGUCUCCCUCCUUACUAACUUUGAAGAUGCCAGUGAUUACCUGGACUGGGAGGUAGGGGUCCACGGGAUUCGAAUUGAAUUCAUCAAUGAAAAGGGCAUCAAACGCACAGCCACAUAUUUACCUGAGGUUGCUAAGGAACAAGACUGGGAUCAGAUCCAGACAAUAGACUCCUUGCUCAGGAAAGGUGGCUUUAAGGCUCCAAUUACCAGUGAAUUCAGAAAAUCAAUCAAACUCACCAGGUAUCGAAGUGAGAAGGUGACAAUCAGUUAUGCAGAGUAUAUUGCUUCUCGACAACACUGUUUCCAGAAUGGCACUCUUCAUGCCCCGCCCCUCUACAAUCAUUACUCCUGACACACGGCUACAUGACCAGUCCCACCCCCCUGUGGCCACCAAUGGCUAUGACAUCAUUGGAGCAGACGCCUCCUCUUCCUGGUCCAGUUACUUCUAUUACUGCACCAUUUUAUGAUGCUAGCUUCCGUUGCCAAGUCUGCCUCCUGCUGACUGGAGGGUGUGGGGUUACACUGAACGCAAGAGAACACGAGGGGCCCAAGCCUUAGAUCAGCCUUUCCUCAGUCUGGGGUUCUGUUGGAUCAGGGCUCCCUAAUAACCAGUGAGAACGGCUGUGUGGGUCCAGAAGACCGCUGUCUGGUGAGUUCCCACGUGUGGUGGCCGCACACUGAAAACUGGAACUGGUGAUCCAUGGAGGCUUCCUCCGCAAUCCCCCACAGCCCACCAGACCAAUUAGGUGUACUCCUCUGGCAGUCUGGGCAACGGAGACCAACAUGAACCACUUAUAGGUUUUAAAUUCCUUUUUUUAAACUUCCAGUUUAUUGUGUACCAAGAGUUGAUCACAACCUCCAUGCUUCAUAAACGAACACCAUGUUAGGGUUGAAUCUGGGUGCCAUGAGCCCCUGUGAGUCCUGGACAGGAGAACUGCACCAAGAUCAGAAGUUCUGUUGGAUGGCUUUGCAUUGUGCAGUAAGCUGUGGAGGUUUUCAUGCUCACCUGGCUCUCAGCUGGACUUUCUGGUACUCUUCCUGCAUUGAAUCUCCUGGUGUUGAACAGAGCUCUGUGGCAUAGCCUGCUGAGGAGCGGAAUGGAGAUGCCCAUAGAGGUCCUGAUGUCAUCGUCAUAAGCAGGUGUGAAAGGAGCGAUCUCUUCCUCACCACCGGCUACCUCAGCCUCUUCUGGUAGCAGUGCCUAUGUAGCUGCAUCUAGGUUCUCAGAAGCACAGACAUGCAAACAGGUGGGUGGGUUGGGCUUUAGGACAUACUGUUACAGGAGAGUUUCCAGGGUCUCUGAGCUGGUUUUCUUCACAGGCAAACAUCCUGAGGAACCUUUAAGUAGGGGGGUUCUUUUUUCUGAUUUGCCUGCAGAAGUGGGAAGACUUGAUAUUAUCAGUCCUCAGUAGGACUCUAGAACAAAGCUGUGUAAUAAAACAUGUGAACCUUUAA